CUAUUGUUAUUUGUAUUUAAGAAUGUGAGUAAAUAAAUACCAUAUAGACUAUAUAUUUGAAGAAUUAGCACUGCAAAUUAAAAAAUGGAGACUACUAAUGCUCCUGUUGCUGUAAUGGAAAAUCCCACAACUUCAAAUAUUCCGACAUUUUUAUUGAAACUUGUUAAUAUGUUGAAAGAUGAAUCAAAUCACGAAUAUGUGGACUGGAAUGAGGCAGGAACAUCUUUCAUUGUGAAAGAUCAAGUACAGUUUUCAAAAAUUGUUCUACCUAAAUAUUUCAAACAUAAUAAGUUUGCAAGUUUCGUCAGACAAUUGAAUAUGUAUGGAUUUCGCAAGAUCACAUCAUUAACACAGAGUGGUUUGAACAAUGAAAAGGAGGAGAUUGAGUUUUACCAUUAUUUGUUCAUUCGUGGUGAAGAAGUAUUUCUGGAACAUAUUAAGAGAAAGGUACCCAAACCAGAAGAAUCAAAUCGCCGUAACAAUGAAGAUGUUACCAAAGUACUCGAUGAUGUUAAACAAAUGAAAGGCUACCAAGAAAACAUAACUUCGCAGCUAUCAGAAUUGAAGCAAGAGAAUGAAGAUUUGUGGCGAGAGGUUGUUAAUCUACGUCAUAAGCAUUCACAUCAACAGAAAGUUGUCAAUAAGCUUAUACAGUUCUUGGUAAACUUGGUUCACCAGCAUGGUAUAGGAGUAAAAAGGAAACUGCCUUUAAUGAUUGAAGAUGGCUCGUCAGGCUCUUCUAAUUAUGUUCCUGCGAAGAAAUAUCAGAAACCCCUUCUUGUCAGUGAUGAUGACAAUGCUAAUGAUGGUCAGUUAGCACUGGAAGAACCUACGAAACCAACUGUUUCAUUUCCCGCCAGUGUGAUGGAACCUCAAGACAAUAAUGUUGUUGCUAUGGGCUCUGGUCCGUACAUAACAGAAGUAACUACACCGCAAGGUAUGUCAUCUUACUCUGGUGCCAGUGAUAUGAAUACAGCAGCCCUACAGAUGCAUGAUCCAGUGUUUGUCAACUCUACACUAUCAAGUGCACAAGCACGUAACCCUGUUCCACCCAACCCUGCAUAUGAUGUCAACCAAUACAUUGAAUCAACAUUGAACACACCAAGUACCGUUGUUCAACCAUCUGGCACAGUUACUUUUCCUGAUGAAGAAGAAGAUGAUAAUUUUGGUGGUCUCAUCAACCCAGCAGCUGCAUUCGGGGGAAACCAAGUUGCCAUUAGUACUACACAGUCAUCCACAUCCAACCAACAGCAACCUGCAUAUUAUUCCCCUCCACAACAAUCAAGAAUACAAAGUCCUAUAACCAACGCACAGAAUACUUUGACUCGAUACUCACCGCCUCGGAGUCCAAAAUUGUUACCAGAUUUUCCAUUCAUAAAAACAUCUUACAGGGGUGAUCUCUCAUCACAUGUGGACUCUGUGCAAAACAAUUUAGAAAAUAUUCAAGAUCUUUUAUUUAAUAAUGACCAAGUACAAUUGGAUUAUGGAUUAAUUCAAGAGUUGUUCAGCACUUCUCCUGAUAUUAUGCCCCCCAGAGUUGAUAUGCCAGCAGUUUCUGGAAGCGGAAAUAUUACAGGAAAUGAACUCAUUUUGCAUCCUGGCGUGUCUGCCAAUAGAAACGGGUCACAAAAAGAUUUGGAAGAUGAUUUGAAAGAACUGGAAAACUACAUGUGAAAACACCAUUGACAAACCUUAAAAAACGACAAUGGCCGAUAAAAUUGAAUUUUAAUAAGCUAGCCCAGAAUAUGUUGCACAUGAGCUGCACCCCAUUAUCACACCAUGUCAAUCUGUGCAUAAACUGACAAAUUGUGUCGCUGUGGGACUGAAGUACGUCUUUUAUUCGCCAUGCUUCUUCUAUUCUUUUAUUCAUCACCCAUAAGAUUGUACAGUGAGAAAAUAUCAUUUGCCUGCAAUAUGCUUGAAUUAUAUCAGGGAUAGCAAACUUCUGACCAGUAUGUUUUUUUUGUGAUAUGCCGAGAAUUAAUGCGGAAAAAGUACUAACAUUUCAGUGAUAAAUAAUUUCAUAAAAUUGAGUCUUAGAAAUUGUCUUAGUUCGGUGCUAUAAGUACUGGAUUUGUAAAGCUCAAUACCACACAAUAAUAACCCAAGUUUAUUAUACUUGCGGAAAUGAUAAAAAAGCAAGUUUCUAAUUGAUUAAAUCCAUGAUCCACAUUAUCCUUUUUCACAAAAAAAAUAUAACGUGCUCCCCAUUCAGUAAAAAAGGUUUGCUAUCCCUGAUUCCCUGCAAUAUAUCAUCAAUUUAUACAAAAGUUUCAGAGUUUACUUGUUAGAAAAUCAUGUGAGCUGGUGGCUUCAUAUAAAAUGGUGACACAGCCACUGCAGCACUUCCAUUGACUGUACUUUUUUGCUAAAUUAAUGAAGUGAAUUUGUAUAAACGAAUAUGUCAUUCAUAUUGCUGCAUAAGUUGGCGCUCCAGAUUUACACUUCAUUAUUUCUUGUUAUCACAAUGUUAAAAAUAUUCACCUAUCAGCUCUUGUGAGUUUGUAUGAACAUUGGUUUAGUAGAUCUGAAGCACUUUUUAAUAUUGAAUUGUUCUUUAUACUGUUGAAAAAGCAAGCUAAGCCCUGUACAUUGGGCUUGCAGUGAUGUCAUUAUAUAUUCAAUUUACUAAAUUUGCAAGCUCAAGGGCCUUCAAAAUUAAUGUAGAAAAGGUACUGAGGUGCAAAUCCACAUUUGCAUGCUAAGAGCUAUUAUGUUCAUCUUUGCAGUUGAGAUUCUUGUGGGUAGUAGUUCACCAUGAAACUUGGAUUUGAAACUAUCAGAGUAGGAAUUUUGUUGUGAAGUAAAUGUUGAUCCUACAUGGAUUUGUACAUUAUCACAUAUGUUCCAUCUCAAUUCUUUUCAUAUAUCAAUGUUUCAGGGUUUUUCCAGUCUCGUUUCUUGUUUGAUGAAACAGGGAAUAGUUCAUGUACUAAAAAGUUUUUUUGGGUUGUUCAACAGUUUGUCCAACAGGUUUUAUGUAAAUGAUGAAUUUUGAUCAUUUUUUUUAUUUUGUUCCAUUCAGUUUAUUAAAAUCAUUUGUGCCAUCAUCGGUCCAUAAUUUUUAGUUUAUGGAGUAGAAAUACAGUUCUUUUUGUACCA
Messenger RNA from Styela clava, 3102 nucleotides. Its product is annotated as heat shock factor protein-like. Gene Ontology annotation, molecular function: DNA-binding transcription factor activity; sequence-specific DNA binding. Lineage: Eukaryota; Metazoa; Chordata; Ascidiacea; Stolidobranchia; Styelidae. The record is from RefSeq and is a predicted model, not a curated record. Gene Ontology annotation, biological process: regulation of DNA-templated transcription.